Ipomoea triloba (trilobed morning glory) is the source of this 1702-nucleotide messenger RNA. Its product is annotated as probable glucan 1,3-beta-glucosidase A. Gene Ontology annotation, biological process: cell migration; actin filament bundle assembly; establishment or maintenance of cell polarity. The record is from RefSeq and is a predicted model, not a curated record. Gene Ontology annotation, cellular component: actin cytoskeleton; cytoplasm. Lineage: Eukaryota; Viridiplantae; Streptophyta; Magnoliopsida; Solanales; Convolvulaceae. Bases 2 to 1558 code for a protein of 518 amino acids. Gene Ontology annotation, molecular function: actin filament binding; hydrolase activity, hydrolyzing O-glycosyl compounds. The transcript is spliced from 7 exons.
GAUGGAUACACUACCGAUCAUGAAACCCAACUAUGUUUUCAUUCUCGUCUGUUGCAUACUCUCAGUUUCUCAGGCGACGGUCGCCGCUCCGGCGGCUUCCAACGGCUUCCGGGUUCGCGGUGUUAAUCUCGGCGGGUGGCUAGUCACUGAAGGAUGGAUCAAGCCUUCUCUCUUUGACGCCAUUCCCAACAGUGAUCUCCUGGAUGGAACUAAUGUCCAAUUUAUAUCUGUUACGGUCGGAAAGUAUCUGUCUGCAGAGUCCGGCGGCGGGACGAUCUUGGUUGCUAAUAAACCUAAAGCUUCGACUUCGGAAAUUUUCAGACUUUGGAGGAUCAAUGAGACCACCUUUAACUUGAGGGUGCACAACAAUCAAUUCGUGGGAUUAAACACGACCAACGGUGACACAGGAGUCAACCUCGUGGCUCGCGAAAUGACACCAGGUAUAUCGGAGACAUUUGUGAUUCUUAGAAACUCCGAUUACCCAAACCUUGUUCGGAUUAAGGCCUCUAAUGGGUUUUUCUUACAGGUGAAGACGGAGGAGCUCGUCACUGCAGAUUCUAAAGGGAAUGAGGGGUGGAGUGACGAUGAUCCCUCGGUUUUUAUCAUGUCAAGCUUUAGACAAUUCGAAGGAGAGUUUCAAAUUACAAAUGGCUACGGUCCAUUAAUGGCACCAAAAGUUAUGAGGGAACACUGGGAAACAUUCAUAGUGGAAGAGGACUUCAAAUGGAUCUCCAACAAUGGACUAAAUGCAGUGAGAAUACCAGUUGGAUGGUGGAUUGCUAGCGAUCCAAACCCUCCAAAGCCCUUCGUCGGGGGAUCCUUGAAGGCUUUAGAUAAUGCUUUUUUAUGGGCUAAGAAAUAUGGACUCAAGGUUAUCAUAGAUCUUCACGCUGCACCAAGAUCUCAAAAUGGGUUCUUUAAUGGCGGCUGCAGAGAUGGGAGUCUGGGAUGGGGCAUAGACAGCCUUGAUCAAACUGUUGGCGUCAUUGAUUUUCUCACUGCUAGGUACGCUGAGAACCCGAGUCUAUACGCGAUACAGCUGAUGAACGAGCCGGUGCUGUGGGAUUCACUAGAGAUAGUGAUGGAGUACUACAAAGCCGGUUACAAGGCGGUUCGGAAGCACUCAUCCACCGCGUACGUGGUGAUGUCCACUCGGAUGGGGAUCGCAAACGUGACGGAGCUCCUCCCCUUCGCUGCCGAGUACGAGGGAUCCGUCAUCGACGUCCAUCUCUACGACUACGGGUACACCACCGUGCAGGACAGCCUGGACUUCAUCAACACCUACUACAAAGACACGCUUAACGCCGUGACAACCUCAAACGGGCCCCUCAGUUUCGUGGGGGAAUGGGUGGCGGUUUGGGGCGUUGAAAACGCCACAAAGGAAGAGUAUCAGCGAUUUGUUAAGGCCCAGCUUGAAGCGUUUGAGGUUGCCACUUUUGGUUGGGCGUAUUGGACGCUCAAAAAUGUGAAGAAUCAUUGGAGUUUGGAGUGGAUGAUAAAGAAUGGUUAUAUCAACUUCACAGAGUCUAAUUCCAUCUCAUCUCAUCUCUCCAUUUAAUAUAAUAUAUAGUAUGAAGCAAUCCUAGCUAAGCUACCUUCUACCUCGGCUAAUGCAUGUAAUCCUUCAAAAUUUUAAUAAAUUAUAUUGUUGGUCUGGGUUGGUUUUAGUAUAAUAAUAAGACAACAAUUAUAUUAUUAUUAA